AUGUCUACGAAAAUUCAUGCUAACAUCCAGGGAAUGACAACAGUUGGAACCAAAGGAGAUGACCAGAGUGCCAACAUCCAGGGAAUGACUACAGUGGGAACCAAAGGAGAUAACCAAAGUGCCGAAAUCACUCAAAUUGAUACAAAAUCACAAGAAUCAAACAACAGCAUUUCCAAGGAUGAUCCUGUAGAGAACUAUGUUGACAACACAACCGACAAACCCCAAAUACAAAGGGUUCCAUCAUUGCUGCGUGACAUACAAUCCAACGACAAAUGUUAUGAUCCUCUCGUAGUUUCGAUAGGCCCUUAUCAUCAUGGAAAUCCACAGCUCGAAUCAUUCGAAAAUCUAAAAAUUCCAGUCGCACACAAAUUCAUUCGUGCUUGUGGUAACCAAGUAUCCUACAAACAGUUAUAUGAAGAGGUGGCAAAGGUGGGUGAAAGUGCCCGCAAAUGCUAUGAGAAAGGCUCAACUGAAAAGUAUGAUGAUGAAUCGUUCAACAAAAUGAUGUUUCUUGAUGCUUGCUUUGUGCUUCAAAUUAUCUUAUCUAAAACUAACAGUAAUCAAACUGGAGAAGAUCUACUAGGACCUUGGGCUCACCACCUUGUUUUUGCAAGGAGGGGCUUGUUCUUGCUAGAGAAUCGAAUUCCUUUACUAGUACUAAAAGUUUUGAUAAAAUUCAGACAAAACAAGCUCAUUGGGUCAUCUCCUGAAGACAAAAAGGGGCAGAAAUGUUUCAAAUGCCUUCUACAUCUACUUCCGGAAUGGCUCAUUGGAUCAUCCCCUGAAGACAAAAACGAGGAGAAAUUUGUCGAAUGGUAUUCGUAUCGUUCAGUAACGGAGCUUGAAUCAGCAGGAAUUCAUUUCAGACCAAGUCAAACUGACCAUUUUACUGAUGUAAAGUUCAAAUCUCACCUUCUUUCUUAUACUCUUACACUUUGUCCAAUCGUGGUGGAAGAUUCAGCAAAAUCUUUGUUAUUAAACUUGGCGGCUUAUGAAAUGUGUCCCAAUGACCCUUCUGAUUAUCGCAUUAUGUCAUACAUUUGCCUGAUGGAUUCACUCAUUGAUCAUGCUGAUGAUGUUAAAGAGUUCCGGAAAAGAAAAAUUCUUCUCAACAGUUUAGGCAGUGACGAAGAAUUGGCGCGACUCUUUAACGAGAUAUCUAAUAAUGUGGUAUAUGAUAAUGAUGCAUAUAGAGAUGUUAAGAUGCAGAUUGAAAAACAUUGCCAGAGUAAAGCACAAGUCUGGAUGGCUGAAUGGAUACACAACCAUUUUAGAAGUCCUUGA
Messenger RNA from Olea europaea var. sylvestris, 1284 nucleotides. Its product is annotated as UPF0481 protein At3g47200-like. Bases 1 to 1284 code for a protein of 427 amino acids. The transcript is spliced from 2 exons. NCBI's taxonomy places the organism in Eukaryota, Viridiplantae, Streptophyta, Magnoliopsida, Lamiales, Oleaceae. The record is from RefSeq and is a predicted model, not a curated record.